AUGGAGCAAGACCCGUACAGCCACGGCUACUACGGCCAUCCAGUACCGUCUGUGACAACCACCGUCAAUCCCACGCCAGUCCGGUCCGGAACCCCAAACACAGACAGCGGCCGCAACCCGUUCGGCGACAACGACGCGGCAUCCUUGAACCGCCCCGGGAGAAGCACGAAUCCGUUUACUAGCCCCGAUGCGUCAAGGCCGGCGUCCAGCUUCGGCUCCUCGAGCGUCAUGGGGCCUCGAUAUGGGGUCAAUUCCCAGCUCUACUUCCAUUCUAGGCGAGUGAAGAAGGGGGAGGUUGAGAAGCCUUGGUUGGAGAAGAAGGAUCCCAAGGAGAAGUGGGUUACCAUCCUGCCAAUCCUCGGCAUCCUGAUAGGCUUGGGCAUUUCUGGGUUUCUGGUCUGGGACGGCCUUCGCAACGUCGUCCACCACAAGUACUGCCCUCUGUUGGACGAAAAUUUCGCCGGCGGCUUCAACACCGACGUCUGGACCAAGGAGGUCCAAGUCGGCGGCUUCGGCAACGGCGAGUUCGAACAGACCACCGGGGGCGACGAAAACGUCUUUAUCCAGAACGGCAACCUGGUGAUCAAGGCCACGCUCCAGGAUGCCAAAAAGGUGGAAAAGGACAACGUCAUCGACCUGCUCAAGGACGGGACCUGCACCUCCAAGGACUGGCACAGCUGCGUGGCCGCCACCAACACCACGGCCGGCAACUCGAGCGUCGUGCCGCCCACCAAGUCGGGCCGCAUCAACACCAUCAAGGGCGCCCGGCUCAAGUACGGCCGCGUCGAGGUGACGGCCAAGCUGCCCGAGGGCGACUGGCUCUGGCCGGCCAUCUGGAUGAUGCCCGUCAAGGACACGUACGGGCCGUGGCCCGCGUCCGGGGAGAUUGACAUUAUGGAGUCGCGCGGCAAUAAUUGGACCUACGAGCAGGGCGGCAACAACAUCGUCUCGUCGGCCCUCCACUGGGGCCCCGACCCCGCCAACGACGCCUGGUGGAAGACCAACAACAAGCGGCAGGCGCUGCACACGACGUACAGCAGCGGCUUCAACACGUACGGCCUCGAGUGGUCCCAAAAGUACCUCUUCACCUACGUCAACAGCCGGCUGCUGCAGGUGCUCUACACCAACUUUGACAAGCCGCUCUGGAACCGCGGCGGCUUCCCCGACGCCACGUCCAACGGCACGCGGCUGAGGAACUCGUGGAGCGAGACGGGCCGGGCCAACACGCCGUUUGACCAGGAGUUUUACCUCAUCAUCAACCUGGCCGUCGGCGGCACCAACGGCUGGUUCGAGGACGGCAAGUCGGGCAAGCCGUGGCUCGACCGGUCGCCCGGCGCGCGCAAGGACUUUUGGAACGCCAGAGACACGUGGCAGGCGACGUGGAAGCAGCCCCAGCUCGAGGUCAGUCGCGUCUUGAUGAUGAAGCAGUGCGAUGGCGGCGAGGAGUUGUAA
This is a messenger RNA of Metarhizium album ARSEF 1941, 1452 nucleotides long. Its product is annotated as glucan 1,3-beta-glucosidase. The transcript has 2 exons. Gene Ontology annotation, molecular function: hydrolase activity, hydrolyzing O-glycosyl compounds. NCBI's taxonomy places the organism in Eukaryota, Fungi, Ascomycota, Sordariomycetes, Hypocreales, Clavicipitaceae. The record is from RefSeq and is a predicted model, not a curated record. The coding region runs from base 1 to 1452 and encodes 483 amino acids. Gene Ontology annotation, biological process: carbohydrate metabolic process.